This is a messenger RNA of Thunnus maccoyii (southern bluefin tuna), 1215 nucleotides long. RefSeq names its product ovochymase-2-like. NCBI's taxonomy places the organism in Eukaryota, Metazoa, Chordata, Actinopteri, Scombriformes, Scombridae. Gene Ontology annotation, biological process: proteolysis. The record is from RefSeq and is a predicted model, not a curated record. Bases 72 to 1061 code for a protein of 329 amino acids. Gene Ontology annotation, molecular function: serine-type endopeptidase activity. The transcript is spliced from 7 exons.
UUACACACACAUACACACACACACACAGGUCUAUAAACCAUUUUGUCUUCCCAGUAGAACCCCCAGUCUGGAUGUGUGUGUUAGUGAUGACGACCACCACUGCCGCUCUGCUCUCUCUCUGUUUUUGGGUAAACACCAGCAUCCAUGCUGCUCAGUCAGGUUCAAAGUGUGGAGUUCCUCAGGUGAGGAGCCCAGUGGUUCCUUCUCUGAGGGUGGUUGGAGGGUCCGAAGCCACAUAUGGAUCACAUCCAUGGCUGAUUUCCCUGCGGAAUAAGGGCUCUCAUUUUUGUGGAGGGGCCAUCCUGACGAACCGCUGGAUAAUGACAGCUGCACACUGCUUUGCAUCAAUCUCCAAAGAGUUUCUCAGUAGUGUGACAGUGGCAGUGGGAGAGUUUGACCAGAGAGUAGAUGAUGAAGAGGAGCAGGUCUUUCUUAUCAAGUCUGUCUCAGUCCAUGAGAAAUACCACUAUGCUUCACCUAUGAGCUAUGACAUAGCACUGGUAGAGCUGGAUCAACACAUUCAACUAGGAGCCCUUGUCCAACCAAUAUGUCUACCUUUACCUGAUGAGAACAUCCCACCUGAAACCAGUUGCAUUGUGGGUGGAUGGGGGAGGAUAAAGGAAAGGGGUCGUCUCCCUGCUGUACUGAGAGAGGUCCGGUUGGACUUGGUGGAUGCAGCCAAGUGUAAAUAUGUUCUCCAGACUGUCAAAAGGGCAAUUCUGAACCAGGGACCAGUGCGGCCUCAAGCAGCCAUGACAGUUCUUUGUGCAGGGCCAGAGAGAGGAGGGAGAGAUGCCUGCCAGGGGGACUCUGGGGGUCCUCUGGUAUGUCCGGCAAAGUCAGGCAGUGGUCAUUGGGAGGCACUGGGCGUAACUUCCUGGGGUAAGGGAUGUGGUCGGAGCUGGGGAAACAACAGCAGCCGCCCCCCUUCCAAGAGAGGAUCUCCAGGGGUUUUCACUGAUGUCAGGCUGCUGCUGCCCUGGAUCAAGCGUAAGCUGAGAGAGGGUAGGUUAAAAUAUGGUCAUAAUAUGAGCCAGGCUGUCUCUCAGAGUUAUGUAUGAAGCACAUCACAAAAUGAUUAUUGUUUGUAUCCAUUUGUUUUUAACCAUUAGUGACUGUAUGAAACACACAGUGGAUCACAUGAUCAAAGUUUAUUGGGAUAAUCCAGUGCAGAUACAAACUGGCCAUCAAGUAACUAUAAUGUGCUGAAUGGAU